Cyanistes caeruleus (blue tit) is the source of this 5531-nucleotide messenger RNA. Lineage: Eukaryota; Metazoa; Chordata; Aves; Passeriformes; Paridae. The record is from RefSeq and is a predicted model, not a curated record.
UUUGAGAGAGCAGCUGGAAAGGUUUUCUGGAAUGGGAGGCUGUGACUCUGCAGACCCUUCUCACUAUGUCCCAGUGCUGUGGGUGAGUAUAGGGGAAGUUUGGUAUGUUGUUACUUGGGGGUUUCUCACAGUAUUGGUCCUUGGAAUGGACUGCCAAGUGGAAAUCAGCUCUUCAGAAAUUUUGUCAGUGCUAGUAUUAAUUGGUUUAAAGUGACUAAAUGUGUAUUAGUUUUGGUGGAAAUGCCUCUUCGUUUGCUUCUGUUAGUGCAUUAGUGACAUAUAAUGGGAUUUUUGUUAUUUUAGUUGAACAGUGGAAUUUUGCUAGGUUUUUUUCUUUUUUCCACUAGAGGGCCCAAGCAUGCUUCCAAGUACCCCAUGAGAACUGAAACUUAAUUCAUUUCUCUUUUAACUGAAAUUAAAGUUCUAUAUUAUGAAGUAUAUACCAACCUGUGUGAUGCUUUAUGCUUGUUUAAAAUACAAACACUUUAUAUCAAGUGUUGGUUAAUGUAAGGAAUAUGCAGUAAUGAAAGGCUUUUUUUUCCUUGAUUAGAACAUUUUUUUAUCAAUUGUAGUAUAAAGCUAUCUAGUUUUGCAUUGAGAAGAGGACUGGUGUGCUUUCAUUGACUGUGCUCCACCGUAGUUUAGGGAGUUCAGGGGGACUCUGAAAAGGUGUUGAUGGAAUUUUGUCCCUAACAUAUCCUGGGAGUGAAACUGGCAUUUUGCAGGCCACCAUAAUUGAUUUUUUUUGGGGGGAUGGCUUGACUUUUGCUGCCUAGGGUUUUCAUAACAACUUUACAGUUAAUUUCAGUCGUGUAUAGAUGUGGGAAGUGGGUUCUGAAUAGGUUGUUAAAUGUACAGACUAAUUCGCCUGUUUCAGUUUAAAAGGCAUCAAAUAUAAGCUUGUUAUCAUGAGUGUCUUUUUGGUUAGUGGGGGAAGAUGGGUAUGCACUGAAGACAGCUCUUCUGUGAGGGUAGUUAGAUACUGGAAUGAGGCUGAAGAAGUGGUAGGACGUUCAUCCAUCCAGAGUGACAUUCAAAACUUAACAGGACUGAGCCCUGGGCCAGCUCUGACUGGAAUAUUGAACUAGGUGACCUUGAGAGGUCCCCUUCAGCCUUAAUUAUUCUGCAAUUCCAAAAUGAGAUUUUAUUAAUUCUUUUGCUCUACUGCUGUUUAAACCAAAAAUAAUUAUAAGGAUAAUGGAUAGUUGUCUUUCUGAGCUAGUUGUAACACAAGUAUUUUGAAUUAAGUUCCAGCUUUCCUUUGCUUCUGAGGGCCUUGAUGUGGGGGUGUUAGACCACUAGAAAAAGGAAGGGUGUCUGUGAGCGCUCUGAGCGUACUUUUCCUCCUUAACUUGCAGUCCUCACUGGGGGAAAAAAAAGCCAUGCAAAGGGAAUGCUCUAUCCCUUCAUUUCACUGCUGUACUUGCCAAGUGCCAUCUCUUGCCUUAUGUUUGGUAUUGUUACUUCUAAUGGCUCUCUUUAACAGGUGUGACAGAUUUUCUCUUACUCCAUUCCUUAGGAUCUUUCCUAGAUCUUCUCUUUUGCUCUUUUUGGAACAGAGGCAGCAGUUAUUCCUUCCUCUGCAUCUGUGUUCCUUUUUUCUUUCCUUUUCCCAUUGUCAGUAUUUGUUCUUUCCUGCCGCCUUCCUGCUUCUCUUCCCUUUUCUGGCUGGAAACAAAUCAAUGUGUUCACAUGUACCAGAAGGAUGGACAUAAAUGGAGUGUUUUGGUGACAGGGAUAUUGCUGCCUGCAGUCAGUUCUGUAGACAGAGGUAAUCUGCUCGAGUUCACAGCCCUACCGAUAUGUGUUCAUUACUGCAUUUGCAGUAUUUUGGUCUCCUUUAUAGUUUCUUCCUAAGCCAACAGCUUUCAGUUUAUUGAGCAAUGUGCCAGUGGAGCCAGGUACAGAGAAAUUUCUAAAGAUACUGUUUUUGUGAUAGAUUUGUGUGUUUAAUAGGAUUUCUUUCCUGGACUGGUACACUCUUCCUACACUUUGUGUAGGACAUUGGCUGCAUGGCCUCAUAACUGCUGUUAUUAGCAAUACAGGCUUAACUUUGUUUGUGACUGGAAACUAAAUUGAUGAAAGCAAUUCCAUUUUUAGUGUCCUGGUAGUGGAAAACAUAGCUAUAGGUAUACUAAAAUAUUAGUAGUAGUGUAUUUUGGUUAGUAUCAUAAGUUAUGGUUUAGUUCUAGUUUUUUUACCAAACAAAUUUGUUAGCAAUUGUGAAAUGGGAUGAGUUUAAAAAUUGUGUUUCUAGCAAAUCUUUGAUGCAACAGAAACAGUUGUAAUUUGUCUCCAUAUAUUAUUGCAAGUAUUAUAUGGAACCUUGGUGUAAAAAGGAUUCCAAUCAUGAUGUGAUGGAUUUUCAGCUAAUAUCUCAGUCAUGUGUCAAAAUUUUGCACUUCACACGGUUUUAGUACUUGUAGACAGUUAAAGCAGGUAGUAAUAAUUGUUUUCAGGCAAAGAUUUCAUGUAUCUGUUGUAUGUAGUACAAUAAUGUGCUUUUUGUGACAUUUUACAUCUAGGGGUACAGAAAUUAUAUUUUAGGGUGAGCAAAAAUAGUGAUGGACAUGAUAUCAGAACGGUGUUGUGUUUCAUACUUAGUGCAGGUACAUAGUAGUACCUCCUAAAUACAUGUGGGCAUUUUGGAUAAGUGGAUGUAGUGCCUUCGGGUGCAUGGCGUAGCAACCAUGAUGUGGUACCAUUUGAAAACUGGAUAAAGCUGCAGAAGGUUACAGUGUCAGAUGUCACUAGUAGAUUUGGGAAAGAAACUUUUAGAAGCUGCACGAGCAGGUCAAGAUGAUGAAGUUCGCAUUUUGAUGGCAAAUGGAGCACCUUUUACCACAGACUGGUUGGGAACAUCUCCGCUUCAUCUAGCAGCACAGUACGGACACUACUCCACCACAGAGGUGUUGCUGCGAGCAGGUGUGAGUCGGGAUGCCAGAACCAAAGUGGACAGAACUCCAUUACACAUGGCAGCGUCAGAAGGCCAUGCCAGCAUAGUAGAAGUCUUACUUAAGCAUGGUGCUGAUGUCAAUGCGAAGGACAUGCUCAAAAUGACUGCACUUCACUGGGCUACUGAACAUCACCACCAAGAAGUUGUAGAACUCUUGAUAAAGUAUGGAGCGGAUGUUCACGCUCAGAGUAAAUUUUGCAAAACGGCAUUAGAUAUUGCAGUAGACAAUGGAAAUGAAGACAUUGCAGAAAUAUUACAGAUUGCAAUGCAGAACCAAAUCAAUACAAAUCCUGAGAGCCCGGACACUGUGACGAUACACGCAGCCACACCGCAGUUCAUCAUUGGACCUGGAGGGGUGGUGAACCUAACAGAUGAAACAGGAGUGUCUGCUGUACAGUUUGGAAAUUCAUCAACAUCAGUAUUAGCUACGUUGGCAGCUUUAGCAGAAGCAUCAGCUCCGCUGUCUAAUUCUUCAGAAACACCAGUUGUGGCCACAGAAGAAGUUGUGACUGCAGAAUCUGUGGAUGGGGCCAUUCAGCAAGUGGUCAGUUCUGGAGGUCAGCAGGUUAUUACCAUAGUUACGGACGGCAUUCAGCUGGGUAACCUGCAUUCCAUUCCGACCAGUGGGAUAGGGCAACCCAUCAUUGUGACCAUGCCAGAUGGGCAGCAAGUGUUAACAGUUCCAGCAACAGACAUUGCUGAAGAAACUGUAAUAAGUGAAGAACCGCCAGUGAAGAGACAGUGCAUUGAGAUUGUUGAAAAUCGCGUGGAGUCUGCAGAAAUAGAAGAAAGAGAAACUCUUCAGAAACAGCUGGAUGAAGCAAACAGAGAAGCACAAAAAUAUCGUCAGCAGCUUCUAAAGAAGGAACAAGAAGCAGAGGCUUAUCGGCAGAAGUUGGAGGCAAUGAACCGCCUCCAGACUAAUAAAGAAGCUGUUUAAUAAAAAAUGAACACACUGCAAAGCCUGUUACUUUCAAAAACCUGCAGUACAAUCUUGAACUGUACACUAUAUAGGUACAGCCAUGGGAUUUCAUGAUAGAGAAGAUGCUACAAGUUGAUAACUGGACUUAAGCCGUGAGCUCUGAUUAAUUUCUUGUAACAUAAAAACUCUGAAUUUAGAAAUUGUGAAAAGUAUUUAAAAUUAAAUACUGUAAAUAGUUGGUUUUUUUACAGUUUCAAAAUGAGUUGAUAAAUCUUUUUGAAGGGAUCCAGAAACAUGAAAAGCCAAUGUUUUUGUGAAAUUUUUGAUUUUAGUAUGAAUCUAACUUCUGAAAAACAGAACAGUUUUAAGGGUGAUGUUGAUUUAAGCUGACAAUUUGAAAUUUGAUUAUGUGACAAAAUGAAUUAACAGUUAUUUCUACACGAUAACAACUCAACUUCUCUGAAUAAGACAUUUCCACGUGGAAAUCUUUGUACAGCUUUAAGUAGUUGUCUCAGAUUCUCUGAAAACCAUUUUUGGUUGGUUUUUUUUUUAUUUUAGGUGGUGAAAUUUUUAUAUUUAAUUUCAGAUAUAUCCAAGUAGAUUUACAUGUAUAUGAAGCUAAUAUUUUUUAAACUUUUCAGUUUGUACAUAUGCUGCAUGUUUUUAUAAUUUCUACACAUACAUCUUGCAUAGGUAUUUUUCAGCAAAGAUGAGAAAAAUUAUGAGAAAAAUGUUUAGCCUAUAGGUCAUUUGAAGUAAGCUAGCAGCCAGUUUUAUUGUGGAUGGUAUAUUUCUUGGAAGAAUGUAAUUUGUAAUUAAGAAGAACAAAAAAGUAUCUUAAUUUACAUAUUAAGAGGCAAAAUUUGGUAGUGGAGGUGUUAAAACUUCCCUUUGUUUGUCUUACAAUUUUCCUGUACAAAUAUUUUAAAGUUCAGAAAUAAAUAGAAAAGAACAUCUCCACUGGAACACAAAUAGUAGCUAUUUUAGAAUAACCCUGUUGAUCUCUUCCCCAAUAGCCUUGAAAUUACUUCAGUGAUGCAUUUUUUUUAAUGGACUUUUGCAUUUUAAUUACUCAAUUGGACAAGUAAUUUUUUAUGUUAGAGUGAUGCUCUUCCUACCCGGCAUCAUUGUUCCUCACUGUGAUACUGUGUUUGUGUGUGUCUGUGCAGUGAUCUAUUAUGCUUAAAAUUUAUAUGGCACGUUACAUCUUCAGAGCAUUGUAAAAUCUUUUAAACAGCCCUUACUGCACUGCCUGAGGCAGGUAAGUGAGUGUUAUUGUCUCAGUUUUAUAACUGGUUCAAGUGUAACAUGAGGGAGUGUUAAAUGACUGGCUUAACACCACAUGCACCUGUAGUCACCUGGGAAUGGAUCUCAGGAGUUCCUGGCUUCUAGUCCUGUGCUUAGACUGAGCUGCCUUAAGAUUGUUCAGUGCUGUGUUACAUUAAAUUUUGAACUACUGUGCAGAUCCGUUUUUUGUAAGAUAAAACUAUUUGUGCUUUGCUUUGUCGUUCCAUGUUCACUGCUUUUAUGGAAUUGUUUAUAUAAACUUAAGCAAAAAGUCUGGUUUAUCUAUACUGUACACGGAAAAAUUACCCUUAAAACUGUACUCUGGCCUACUUUUUCUAUUUUACAAUUAAAUAUCUUUUCCACAUA